Molecule: messenger RNA, 3690 nt
Organism: Cadophora gregata
Lineage: Eukaryota; Fungi; Ascomycota; Leotiomycetes; Helotiales; Ploettnerulaceae
Exons: 3
Coding region: 1-3690 (1229 amino acids)
Molecular function (GO): protein binding
Source: RefSeq, a predicted model, not a curated record
AUGAUGCCUCAAACCGCUGGGAGGCCUGAGGACGUUGGCGCAAGUGCCAUUGCGGCGGCGCAAGAAAUGCGGGAGCAGCACCAGCACCACCAGCAGGAAUCCGAUCUCAAGCAGAACCAGCAGAACCAAGCGUCGACCAUAUCCACAUCCUCCAUCUCAAUCCCCUCCCUGAUACUCACAGCUCUGUUCAUCCGCCAGGUUCUCGACACGUCGACCAUCCAGCGGACUGUGGAGCUUUUCUUCCGGCAGUAUUGCAUGAACGCGACCACCUUUUACUGUGGUCUGAUCGAUUGGGUUUUCGGCCAUGUCCAUUUGAUCAUGUUGAUCCUACAGUCCACUGCGACGUUCUCUGCGUUUGCAUGGCUUCUCUACAGGGCUUACAGGACUCUCCGGACACCCGUUUCCAACCUCAUUGAUACCCUCGGUGUUGAAGUCCCGGAUCCUCCUGAGGUAACCCUCGCAGGUCUCAAAUCCAAUGCAUGCACGCUGCACUGGAGGAAGCCAGGACCUGGAACACAGAAGGCGGUUGCGAAGUACUUGAUCCAGGUCAAUGGAGUCAACGUCGGUGAAUCAUUGCGGUCGGAAACGGUAAUUGAAAUCACCGGGCUGAAGCCAGGCCAUUUCUACAAUGUUCGAGUUAUCGCAGUUGGGGCGAACCAUUUUCAGGCCGGAAGCAAGGUUUUACGACUGAGCACAUUGUGCAAAGAUGGACGGCCGCAACAGGGACACAGCGGGCCACCCUCGACUCAAGACGAAGAUGACCAGGAUAGUGACGGCGAUAGUGAGGCCCAAGCCGGACGUGGCCAUGGAGUUGAGAUUCAAGCCGCUACCCUUCCAGAAUCUGCGCAGAUAUCAAUGGUUCGUGAAAAUAGUGGCGGGCAUUCUGGAGGUGGUGGUCAGGCUGGGCAGAGGAGGAACACUGGAGGCCGAAAACAUUCGCCAUCAACUGCUGCCGCGGAUCAAGCUGCUCGUGAGCGGGCAAUUGCAAACGUGUCAGAGGGUGACGAAUCCAUGCAACAGUUAACAGAGAAAUUUGAAGCAAAUCGCAAGCAAACAGAAGAUACACAGGCAACCAUUACCAAGGAAACGGAAGAAUAUAAAAUCCUGUUAUCGGAGCUGUCGAAAGAACGUGAUGCGAAGAAGCAGGAGGUUAAGGAUAAAGAAGAGCAAAGUGAAAAGCUCAAGAAAGAGGUCAACAACUCUGAGAGGUUAAAUCGGCUAGCUCAAAACAAAAAAUCCCAGAGAGAGAAAGUGUUGAAAGAGAAGAAAGCAGAGAGGGAGAAGAUGAGAGACGAUAUGGCCAGGUGGAAGCAGGAGAUUGAAACUAUGAGGAGUGAAAAGGAAAAUUGGCGAGUGGAGAAGGAAAAACUUGCAAAGUCAAAGGAAGAGGAAGUUUCGACAAUACAAAAACAGGCUGCGGAGCAGCAACUUACCUUGGAGAGCUUGGAGAAAGAGAUCCAUGUCCGCGGCCGUCAAAUUAUGGAGCUUGAGGGUGAACGCAAUAAGCUCCCGGGAUCAGAGAACGAUGAAGAAUCUCAAGCUAGAGAUGCGGCUGACAAGAAAGAGGAAGCGGAAUGGCAAGCAAAGGAGAGGGCACUUGUUUCGCGCCUGAACAGCAGUUCUCAGCGUCUUCGAGACAUCGAGAUCAUGAUAACUCAACAACAGGCACAUCUGACUGCCCUGGAAGCCGCUCAUCGAGCAGCCCAGCCGCCUCUGAUGUUCCUUGGCAAUUCUUCUGGUGUCGACUUCGACCCCAGUGGUGGCCAAGGCAAAGCAAAACCUCGAAGGACUCGAAAUCGGAAGAGUCGAACUAACACCAUAUCCUCGCCGAUAUCAGCCUAUCCUAUUGUCGACUCACAAUUUCCAAGUGCCAGUGUCUACAAUAACCUGGGCAGCGCUACUUCGCCCUCCUUUGCCCCACCGCCUUACAUCCAGAUGAACAAUGACACAGGCAUGGUCAUUCAAGCGGAUCACAUGAGUGGUAUGAGUGACGAUGAGAUUCGAAUACUCACUGCGGGAGCUCCUUUAAGUCCCACGGCGACCUCAUUACUCCCGUCAAACAUUUUUGCCGACGAUGACCAUGAUGACAAUGAUGGACGCGCACCUUCGUUUGGUCCUGCCAUGUAUGGCAAUAUCGGGGAGUCUAUCGACAAGGAUCCUCAAUCUCCAGACUCCUCCAGUCGAUCUGCCAGCCUCAUAUCUAGUCCUCACAAUUCUUCGCAUAACCUCGCACUGUACGGUGUAGCAAGCCAUGAUUAUGUCAAAGACAGUGAAAGACGGUCAAUCAAGUCUCCUUUGAGCGGAUUUGGAACUAUCGGGUCACCAUCAACUGAAGUACCAGUGACUAAAGGAGGACUAAUGAACCUUUUCACUCUACCCAGAGCGCGCGGCAAGGCUAUACAAGAAGAUGGGCCAGCACUCGGAUCCCUCAAACAUGGCCAAAGUCAAUCUUUCCCACGCUCUGCAGAAGAACCCGAAUCACUCAACCCCAAGCAUCGACGUAUAAGUUUCUCUACCGCAAGUUGGGGCUUCUUCAAAGGCUCUCCAGCAACAGAAACUUCUGCUCAGGGUAAUGCACCUGCACCUGCUCGUAAUGUAGGUGCGAGAAAUCGUCGUGGCUUCCCUAUCUUCAGCAACAGUGUGGAUGAGCCAAACCACCGAUCCGAACGUGAUCCCAGCAGCCCUCGCCCAUUGUCGAUUGCCUCUUCUGAUCUUCCCCGUCCGUCAACAGAUAGCGCUCCAUUUGGAUGGACGAUUCCUUCUCAAGACGCCAUCAACAGAGGCAGCCCACUCGGUGCAAACUGGUCUGUACACCAUGUUGCCCCUCAAACAUGGUCAAGAAACCCUUCCAGGCGACCGAGUAUUCAGCAUGGUUCCUCAUCUGCUUUGACGACAGGUAUUGCUAGUGACGACGAUGAAUUCCUUCCAUCAUCAGAGUCAUUCGCUGGUCAAGCAAGCCCGCCACCAGUUGGAGUCAUUGGUACUCGUCCGGUGUCAUCUCACAAGCCACCGACUCCCAAAUUGAAUCCAGCUGCCCCAGCGUUCUCGCAAAGAUUUGGCUUACCCUUCACAUCCAAAGUCGACAAGGGUAAAGGGAAGGCGAAAACAGAAAAUAUUCCUACAUCGCCCGACAACCCUCCGCCUCAUGAUGGCUCUACUCUCUCAUCACCUACUGCUUCAAGAAAGUCUCGCGAUGCUCAUUCAAUACGUACGCAGAAUAGUAUGGCUGAAUCCCACGAGAGCCUGGACAGAGCUGCAAGCAACACGACUUCAGAGUUUCCAUCUGGAUCAAGCGCCAAGGAGAAGGACGGCAACGCUCUUGGUCGGCUCUUGCGUAAGGGAAGCUCCAGCAAGUUCAGCAUCGCUUCAUUCCGCAGCAAGGAGAACGGUCUCUUCAGUGGCAAGAAAGGUGUUAGCAGCACGCCGAACUCGGACCGCGGUCUUGGUGAGCAUCGAGACAGCAGCAUGGACGAGUUUGGAGAAGAUGUUGCACUGGGCAGAAGCGUAGAUAGCGUUACCAGCAGUCCGAUGAUUGGAAGUAUGGGAUCGGGCGAAUGGAAAGGGAAAGAUAAGGAAUUAGGUACUCCAAAGGAGAGUCGGAUGAAUUGGUUUGGUCUGAAAAAGGGCAAAGGGAAAGAGAGCUCCGAGGUCGAGGGCAGCGAGGCCGAUUUGACUGACGCUCAGGCCUAA